AUGGCAGAGCGGUGCCACAGCCUGCAGACCGCCUUCAGAGUCAGCACCACAGUGCGAAAGGACAUCGGCGAGAGGGAAAUCGACCCCGCUAAGCAGCCGCAGAAAUAUAACGGUCUGCAGGGCACCAAUCAGCUCGCGACCGGAUCAUGGGCCGCCAAGUCUUUUUCCCUCGUCGAGAUGGAGGGGGAGGAGCCGCGAUUUUGCAAGUGUAAGCUCUGGAGGCUGCGGUGGUGA
Colletotrichum costaricense is the source of this 234-nucleotide messenger RNA. RefSeq lists its product as uncharacterized. NCBI's taxonomy places the organism in Eukaryota, Fungi, Ascomycota, Sordariomycetes, Glomerellales, Glomerellaceae. The transcript has a single exon. The record is from RefSeq and is a predicted model, not a curated record. The coding region runs from base 1 to 234 and encodes 77 amino acids.